Molecule: messenger RNA, 4887 nt
Organism: Carassius gibelio (silver crucian carp)
Lineage: Eukaryota; Metazoa; Chordata; Actinopteri; Cypriniformes; Cyprinidae
Gene: zdhhc8b
Product: zinc finger DHHC-type palmitoyltransferase 8b
Exons: 11
Coding region: 325-2427 (700 amino acids)
Biological process (GO): protein palmitoylation
Molecular function (GO): palmitoyltransferase activity
Source: RefSeq, a predicted model, not a curated record
UGCAGUACUACUCUAUAGGUACUCAAGAUUAACAGGAUAUUGAGUGAAAACGAGCAUUUCACCCCCAUUUAAUUAUAAUUCUCCAAAUCUGCCACCAGAGGUCAGACGAUGCCCAUAUAUCACAUCACAAACCAACUGAGAAUGAGAAACGCUGGUUGUGCAGCAGUGGACACUCCAAACUUAAUCUUCCAAAUAUCAAAUCUCUGUUUUAAUAUUCUACCUAUGUGAUUUUAAACAAGGUGUCCGUGGUUAACCAAAGCCAUCUCUCCUGUUGUGCCUCUAUACAAUGGCAUCGUCUUUCUAUUUGUGUUGGCCAACUUCAGCAUGGCCACCUUCAUGGAUCCUGGAGUCUUUCCCAGAGCGGAUGAGGACGAAGACAAAGACGAUGAUUUCCGAGCUCCGCUUUAUAAAAACGUUGAGAUAAAGGGAAUUCAGGUCCGGAUGAAAUGGUGUGCCACGUGCCACUUCUACAGACCUCCUCGCUGCUCACACUGCAGCGUGUGUGACAACUGUGUGGAGGACUUUGACCAUCACUGCCCAUGGGUGAACAACUGCAUAGGCCGGAGGAAUUAUCGUUACUUCUUCUUGUUUCUGCUGUCUCUAAGUGUUCACAUGGUGGGCGUGUUUUCCUUUGGCCUGCUGUUUGUCUUACACCACCUUGAGAGUCUGAGUGCGCUCCACACCACUGUGACGCUUGUGGUUAUGUGUGUGACUGGCCUGUUCUUCAUCCCUGUUAUGGGCCUCACUGGAUUCCACAUGGUUCUCGUAGCCAGAGGACGGACCACAAAUGAACAGGUGACAGGAAAGUUCAGAGGAGGAGUGAAUCCAUUCACCCGGGGUUUCCGUGGCAACGUGAAACACGUCUUAUGCAGUCCGCUUGCUUCUAGGUACUUCACUGAUCCCAGGAAGAAAAUUCCCAUCAUCAUGAAACCACCAUUCAUCCGCCCUGACCUCUCUAACCGACACAUCAGUGUAAAAGUCAGUGAUAAUGGUAUCCAUAGUAACAUCCUGCGAAGCAAAACCAGUCUGGAUGGUAUGGAUGAUAAAAGUAUAGACACACAACCGCCUCUGCCGCCCAAAGCAGAGCGCUACAACCAGCUCAAGAGUCAACUAACCUCCAGCGAAGGCAAUUCCCUGUCCAGCAAACCGACUAAUCCGUCCACCCCGGCCAUGUACAAAUACCAACCUUCCUUCAGUACCAUGCCUAAAGUGCACUAUCACGCAACCGGAGAGAAGAUUAUAAUGUCUGAGAACUGUAAGCCCUCUGCAGUUUUGGAGGAGAGAGGUCACGAUUACCGCUCAGAGCCGAAUCUGGAUUUGCCAGACUUCCGCAGCACUCCUCUCCACCGAACUUACCAAUCCUCACCUUUCCAGCUGGACUCUUUCAGCACCACAUCUCGCUCAUUCAGUCUCAAACAGGGAGUGAACAGGGCUGACCAGAUGCAAAGCAAACCACAAGCGGUCAUUUCCACCGCUCACAAAGGAGUCUUCUCCCCUGGGACAUUAUCUGGCCGCAAUGGCAGCCUAUCCUACGAUAGCUUGCUAAGCCCCAGCAUUGUGCCAGCUUUGGGCGAGUGCGCUGCCCACCCGGGAGUGCCGUCUAUGGGUUUUCAUUCACCCUACUUGCCUACUAAAACGUGUCAUGUGCGUGGGCCUGAGCUUCAGCGGUACAUCGGUCCACCAUCCUAUAGUCCUGUUCACAUAGGAGCGAUGUACGGGCGGCAGUCACCACUCUCAAGAGACCGAGAUCCCUCUCCCGUCCGCUACGACAACCUCUCCAAAACCAUCAUGGCCUCCAUUCAGGAGAGAAAGGAGCUAGAAGAGAGGGAGAAACUCAUGCAUCGGCAUGCACAACCACCGGUGGCCUAUGCCAAUGAUUCAGGUGUGUUUGACACCUGCAGUGGAGCCGCCUAUGGACUCCCACCUGGGACGUGCUACCCCAAUGGCCCUAGAGGCCCCGGAUCCCGAGAGCACACCCCUCCUGUGUGCGGCUCUCGGGAUAAUUUGAUGGGAGUUGGGGCAGUGGGAUACGCUCCCCAAACACCUGUUCUGCGUUCCUCUGCAUCCUCGCUCGCCAGAGUGCCAAGGACUUCCACUACGUCCCUCCACACUGAUGGAGGCAGUGCAAGCAGGACAGCCGAACACCAGUACCGCUCUCCGGUGCACCAGACACAUCACUCCCCAACAUCUGUGCCCCGUUCCCCGUCAUAUGCGCAUCAGAAGGUCGCCUUCAUUAGCGCUCUGGAGAGGGCAGACUCACCACAUCUGGGUACAAGAGAGGACCUUGGUCAAUGUAAAGUCAAUGGGCAACUAAAGGGCCAAGCACGUGACUGCCAUCUAGGGACUCCUUCUGGAACUCCCAGCAGACACACCAAUGUCAAAAAGGUCACAGGAUUGGGUGGAACUACAUAUGAGAUUUCCGUUUGACGGACAGCUUGAAGAGCCACUGCCUGUGAGGAACAGCACUGCCAUGGCAACACCACCUCCACUUGUGCUCUAGAGAAUUAGGUUUCUUUCUUUUUUAUAAUAUUCAAACCGAUUGAUCAGGAGACUAUUAGUUAUCUGGUGCAGUUUAAUUGGAAAAUACUUUGGCAUAGGCCAUUUCUUUGCUAAAGAGAUGGCAAGCAACUUUCUGAUUGACCCAGUGUAAAAUAUAACAUGAGUGCUGUGUCAAAGAAGUGUUGUAUAUUUUUGUCAUACAAGUGUCAGCCAUCAGGAUAUAAAUCCCACACCACAAAAAAAUGCUGGUUUAAUUGCAUCAAAUGAAAAUGUAAAAUAUAUAUACAGUAAGGGCUGAAUAUGUACAGUGUCUGUUCAUUUGUUUGUAUUUAAAAGUUUAAAGGUCGCAUAUUGAAUGCAAAUGUGCUCAGUAUGCUGAUCUUCCACACACUUGAAUGUGAGUGUUAAUGUACAUGCCAGUGACUCCAUUACUACUGUUUUUGUCAUUAUGCUGAUCUAAUAAUCAGGGUUUCAUUCAAAUACAUUUCUUUGUCAAGCUAUCAGGUUCCAAAACAAACCAUAUAGCACUAGUGUACUUUAAAAACCAACGCAGAAGUUUUAUUUUUCAAAUAUAGUGGUCAUUUACACUUUUUGUAAUAUAAAACUAUUAACUGCCAUAGAAAUAAACAUACAUGUGUAUAUGUACAAUUUUAAAAAAGGAUACAAAAAUGUUAUCAGCAAUUUAGUUUUUUCUUCAUAAAAAGUAUUUUAUUGUGGAAGAAAUAUUAAUAUGUAAAAAGAAACAGACCACUGUGUAUUAGCAGUACUGGCCACGUGUUAAAGCCAUAUUUUACCAUAUUUUCCAGACAUGAUCUUUGCAAACUUAUUGCUUUAUCAUUUCCAUUUAUUUGUAAUAGAUAAAAAAAGAUGGUAAUGGUAAUUCAUGACUGAAUCCCAAACAUCCAACAUUUUUUUUAUUUAUUUUGUUUUUAUAACAACAUUUUUUUUUUUCUUUUUUUUUUUAAACCCAAAUUUUAAAAGUUUUGGUGUAUUUCAUUUUUUAAUACAGAUAUUCAAAUGGGUGUUUGGAUUUUUUGAGUAGAUUUUUUUGCAUAUUUUAUAAUUUAUUUGUACAAAUUAAUUAGUGUACAUUGCCAUUUUGAUUAAUUAAAAGAAGUAUUUUCUAUUAAGAUUUUUUUUUUUUUUUUUCAGUGAAUGAAUGUUGAAAAAUUAAGAUGUUUUUGUAGAACAUUUUAGGAAACCGUGUUCAAGAAAAUUGAAUUGAAGAUGCUUGUUUUUUGAAUGAUGGAUCCAUUUGAAAGACAUAAUAUGACACAUGGCUUUUAUAAACUUAUGUUGUUGUUUUUUUUGUUGUUGUUUUUUUUUUUUUUUGAUCAAAUAAGCAAAGGCUUCUUUAGCAUAAGAAGCUUCUUUCAAAAACAUUUCAAAAUCUUACCAGCCACAAACCUUUUGAACACUAGUGUAUAUAAAAGUAAAAUUCUUCAUAUGUACUUUUCAUAUUAUUCAAAGGAAGUUUAAAGCCUCACCUUCCCUUCACUCUUUCAAAAGAAGUUGCAAAUAGUCUUUUCUGAUUUUACAACAAGUGCCAAUAAAUAUUGCUUGGUAACUAUUACAUUUGAAUUUUGAAAGGGGAGAAGUGUGUGUGUGUGUGUGUCUUUUUUUGGAGAGAGAAAGAGAUACACAUCUGUAAAAUUGUCAGUUACAAUUAAAUAGGCAGUUACGUAAUUAAUAGCUGAAAAGAAAUCAGUUUUAAAUGUAAUAUUCUUUUUUUUUUUUUUUUCUCAAGAAAUGAAAUGGACAGCACAGGUGAAAGUGGCAAAUCCUGUUACCAGAAGAGCUUCACACUGUGGCCUGUUUCAUGAUUAAAGACCUAAUAAUUUAAUAAAAAGGAUCAUUUUGUAGUGAAGUGUUGACUUGUGCUGUCAGCAUCUUUGACAGGGUGAUCUUACAGAUGUCUUGCCAAAUGGAAAUGCACCGCACGUGGAGUUCUCUGCGACUCAUCAGAUGACUUUUCAAGGAAUUCGUAUUGAUUUCCUCACAGAUCUGCCUUAUGGGUCUAACAGACUACAGACACUCAAACACUGACAGAGUACAAACAUGAUUUUUGGUGCAUGUAAAAAGUGAUAUUAUGAUACUUUUUUUUCCAGUAAAACAGCUUCUUGAAAUUGUAAAUAAUUCAUGUGGUCACUUACAGUUUGCUAGGCUUUUUUUCUGUGAAUGCUUCAAUGCCGCUGUCUGGCACAGCGUCACCUUCUGUUUAAAUGAACCAUGUACAAUUCAAACAAAAGAAGAACUAUACGGGACUUUUUUUCUUUGGUGAAGUAUUUCAUUCACAUUAAAUAAACACAUUAUAAUUUCAUAUCAAGGAACAUAUAUUAUUUUUGUUCAUCGAGGGGGAAAACUGAAUAAAUAAAACGUGAACAUUAA